Molecule: messenger RNA, 1704 nt
Organism: Capsicum annuum
Lineage: Eukaryota; Viridiplantae; Streptophyta; Magnoliopsida; Solanales; Solanaceae
Exons: 4
Coding region: 1-1704 (567 amino acids)
Source: RefSeq, a predicted model, not a curated record
AUGAUUGAAAAGAGUUGGAUUCGAAAUCCAAUUAAAUCAAAAGAAUUCUCAGAUGGUGUAGUCCAAUUUUUAGACUUUGCCUUUUCAAAAGUGUCUGUAGAUGGAAAAAUUUCAUGCCCUUGUACAACAUGUGGAUUUUCUAUUAUGCUUAAUAGAACUGAAGUGUUUAGUCAUCUUCUUCAAAAGGGAUUUCCAGAAAAGUACUCGUGUUGGUUUAUGGAUGGCGAAAAGCGUGUAGUUUCUAAUGUAGCAUCAACAUCCAGAUUACAAUUUGAGCCGGUUAGAAAAUAUCCGAUGCAAGAUAUGUUGAAUGAUGAUUUUGGUGUGUUUGAUGAUAAUAAUUUUCAAGAUUCUGGUCCAUUAAAUUUAUUAGAUAAUGAUCAUCCUUGGGGUGCUAAAGGUCAAAGUCAAGAAGAGAGAGAUAAAAUUAAGGAGGAGUUGGAGGAUGGUAAUCAACAACUUUAUAAUGGUUGUGAAAAAUAUAGUAAAUUGUCAUUCAUUGUUCAUAUUUAUCAUAUUAAGGUCUUAUGUGGUGCAACCGAUAAAACAUUCUUAAUGAUUCUUGACCUGUUAAAGGAUGCUUUUCCCCAUGCAAAACUACCAUCAUCAUUUUAUGAGUCAAAAAAAAUGAUCAAAAGGUAUAUAUCAGAUGACCAUAAUGUUGGUACAAACGCUGAAAUUGAUGACCAACAGAAGAGGAAGCUAAAGCCAGCGAAAGUGUUGCGGUACUUCCCACUUAUACCUAGAUUGAGAAGGUUAUACAUGUGCUCCAAAACUUCAGAACUAUUAAAAUGGCAUGCUACAAAGGCUAAUAUAGAUGGUUUAUUACGGCAUCCCAGAGAUAACAAAGCAUGGAAAUAUUUUGAUUCAUUCUAUCCCAAUUUUGCUUCAGAAACUCGUAAUGUGCGAUUUGCUUUAGCUACGGAUGGUUUCAAUCCAUUUGGGAAUCUAAGCUCUACUGUUAGCAUUUGGCCUAUGAUGUUGUACAUUUAUAACUAUCCUCCAUGGUGUUUUAUGAAGCAAACUUCUCUUAUCAUGUCGAUGGUGAUUCCUAGUCCUAAAAUGCUUGGUAACAACGUUGAUGUUUACUUACAACCUUUAGUUACUGAUUUGAAUCAAUUGUGGAAAGGUUUGAGUGCUUAUGAUUCCUCAACUAAGGAAAUAUUUCGAUUGCGUGCUACGUUAAUGUGGACCAUAAGCAAUUUUACAGGUCUUGACAACUUGUCUAGAUGGAAAACACAUACAUUAUUUGCUUGUCCAUCAUGUAACUUUAACACAGAUUCUACGAGAAUUAGUUUGGUUCAUCUAGUUAUUCACAUUGGAGAGGAAGCAAUUCUUGCUGGUCCUGUACAAGGUCAUUGGAUGUACCCAAUUGAAAGGGUACUCGGUCAUUUGAAAUCGUAUGUUCAAAACAAUUCCACAACAGAAGGUUAUAUAGCUGAAGGGUACAUUCUGGAAGAGUGCCUUACUUUUUGUUCUAGAUAUUUAGAGGAUUGUGAAAUUGAAACAAGGUUUAAUCGACCAAGACGUAAUAAUGAUGAUAGUGAGAUUGCUGCUACAAGUGAAUCUGGUAUCUUGUCAAAGUUGUUUCCUGCAAUAGGCAAGCCUGUUGGGACCAUUAAGAAUCUACCCAUACCUUCAGUGGAAAUCAUACAAGCUCACCGAUAUGUGCUAACUAAUUGUGAAAUAGUUGAUGCAUUUUGA